AUGAGCUCCGCCGAUAACGAGACCUCUUUCUACGAAACAUAUGACACCAUGCAUGUCCGUGAAAAAUUUCCGGAUGCUAGCCAGUUUCUGGUCUACCGGCUGGGAAGAGCCAUCUCUUGGCGCCGUCAGUAUUUGAAGUAUCGCGAAUCACACCACAAGAAGUUAUCCCAUGGCAUCCAUCCCGACCAUGAUGCCGAACAAGACUCCCUGACUGAGAUUGCUCGGCAAAACGAUGCUUGCUCAGAAACUGCGAGCUCCUUUGCUUCCACUGCAACAUCUGCUAAUCCAGUCAAACUGCGUCCACCGCCACUACCUGAAGAAGCGAAGAAUGGCAAGCCAUUCGAGUGCCCUCUAUGUUUUAUGAUAGUUGCCGCCCGUGACCAUCAUUCUUGGCGAGAACAUGUAUACAGGGAUCUCCAUCCAUAUAUAUGUACGUUUGAAGACUGCGCAACCCCUGAUCGGUUAUUUGCGCACCGGAAUGAGUGGUUUGAGCAUGAAAAGCAGGAACGACAAUGGAGUCCCGGUGGUACAGUGUCCCCUGUGCAACAAGAGAUCGCUCUUUACCUGCAAUUCCGCCGACACCUUGCGAAGCAUCAGAAGCAGUUGGCACUAUUUGCGCUUCCCUCAAACGUGCAACAGGAUAACGAUGACGGUGACAAUGGCAUUCCUAAACCUGAGGCCUUGGACAUCGGUGCGCAAGGGUACAGUGAUGAUGCCGGACCUGAUACUGUCACGGAAGACUCUAACUCUGACUCCGACACCGAAAUAUAUGCCAUACGCUGCGCGGGCAUUCGGCUUCCCAUUGUUGCGACAAGCGCCGUCGAUAUGGACGACUAG
Coccidioides immitis RS is the source of this 837-nucleotide messenger RNA. RefSeq lists its product as uncharacterized. The transcript has 4 exons. The record is from RefSeq and is a predicted model, not a curated record. Lineage: Eukaryota; Fungi; Ascomycota; Eurotiomycetes; Onygenales; Onygenaceae. The coding region runs from base 1 to 837 and encodes 278 amino acids.